Molecule: messenger RNA, 3922 nt
Organism: Meriones unguiculatus (Mongolian gerbil)
Lineage: Eukaryota; Metazoa; Chordata; Mammalia; Rodentia; Muridae
Gene: Desi2
Product: desumoylating isopeptidase 2
Exons: 5
Coding region: 219-803 (194 amino acids)
Biological process (GO): protein deubiquitination
Molecular function (GO): deubiquitinase activity
Source: RefSeq, a predicted model, not a curated record
CUCUCCACCGGUCUGGCCCGGUCCUCACACAGGUUUCUGUCAGCGGCUCCCGGGAGCGGCCCCGGCUGCCGGAUGCUUCCGGCCCGGCUGCGGCGGGCCGGGCUGGACGCUUAGUGCCCGGCUCGAGCCCUGCGUGAGGCGCCCGCGGGGGAGGCGGCGGCCUCCGCCCCGUGGAGACCGAGCGGCUGGAGGACAAGGCGGCGGCCGCGGAGAAGAGGAUGGGGGCUAACCAGUUAGUGGUGCUCAACGUGUACGACAUGUACUGGAUGAAUGAAUACACCUCAUCUAUUGGAAUUGGAGUUUUUCAUUCUGGAAUUGAAGUAUAUGGCAGAGAAUUUGCUUAUGGAGGCCAUCCUUACCCUUUUUCUGGAAUAUUUGAAAUUUCCCCAGGAAAUGCUUCUGAACUAGGAGAAACAUUUAAAUUUAAAGAAGCUGUUGUUUUAGGAAGUACAGACUUUCUAGAAGAUGAUAUAGAAAAAAUUGUAGAAGAACUGGGGAAAGAAUAUAAAGGCAAUGCCUACCAUUUGAUGCACAAAAACUGCAAUCACUUUUCUUCAGCUUUAUCAGAGAUUCUUUGUGGGAAAGAGAUUCCUCGCUGGAUCAACCGACUGGCCUACUUCAGCUCCUGUAUACCCUUUCUACAGAGUUGCCUCCCAAAGGAGUGGCUCACUCCUGCUGCACUGCAGUCUAGUGUCAGCCAAGAGCUCCAGGAUGAACUGGAAGAAGCAGAGGAUGCAGCUGCGUCCGCUGCCAUGGCAAGUGCUGCAACUGGUGCCAGAACUGGGCGUCACACUAAACUAUAAGAUCUCCAAAGUCACGCCUUCAGAACUGUCUCUGGCAGUUGAGUACUAGAGAAAAAGAAAAUAGAGUAAAUGUCCUUUGGAUAUUUUGUAUGCAAAUAUGGCUCUCCCCCAAAUCCCAGUUUUUCAGCUCAGGAUUAUAUUUGUAAUCAAAAAACAAAAACAAAAAAGAAGAAGAAAAAAAUCACUUGGCGCAGGAGGGAGAACUUUGUAUGAAGCUGCCCUCUUUUCUUUUCUUUUUUAAUCCACUUGUAAAUUUGGAUUCACUUCCUCUGUUUUAUAACUUCUCUGUUAAAUUACGUUUACAGUAUUUUGUAUCACUGUUUACAAAUCUUGCAUGGACUUCUGCCACCAUGAAAGAAGAAACCUUCAUCUUCAGAACCUAGGCAGUUCAUCUUUGUACGUCCUGGCAGUUGCCAGAACCACAGCAGAAAUAGGCACAGGAAAAGGCUUACCCGGCUACAGUUCCCACCACCUGCUUAAGAGCUGUCAGAUUUGUAUUUGUUUUGUUACCAUUGUUGGCACCCAGAUACAGGGAUCCAAACUGGCCUGACAUGAAGGAGCACACACACAGCCAGAGGGCUUGGGCCCUGGGUCAGUUCCUUUCCACAUCCUUCCUGUUCUAAGUAGCACAUUUCCCAAGGUGCCCAUGGAACAGCUGGUUUUAUCCAAAUAUGCCCACCUCAGCAGGGUGGUAUUUUUGUAUCUGCCUGGCUUGAUGCCUCUGGUUCUAUAAUGAAGAUGUUUUCAUGGAAGAUACUGUUGUAACUGACAAGUGUUUUUGCACAUGUGUUGGGAAAGGAGCUUUGUUUUUGUUUUUAUUUUAAUUCAUUCAACUCCUCCCUGCACAGGAUGUUUUUGGUGGGAUGAGAGUAUCCUAACCUAGCUUCCUGAGCAGCAGUACAAACUGACAUUAAAUGGUUUUUUAACUCGUCAGGCUACCUUUUAUACUAGACGUUGAAAACUAGAGUCUAAAACAUCCCCCAAAGGUAACUCUUUAAUAUUUAAUACUUUGUGUACACCAUAUCAGAAAUGGCUUGUUGGAGUUUCUUAGUUCAUGAUGGGAGUAGUUUUGCCUCAUAAUAGAAAUUCUAUUUUCAUUGAUCUCUCAUUGAAAAGUCAUAUUUUUGUGUGUCUUAAAUCCAUCUUUUUAUGUUCUCUCAAACGUAUAUCUCUUCCAUAACAAUACUGUUAGGAAUAAAGUUGUGCUACAGAUAGUGUUCUUCAGUAAGGAAGCUAUCUGCUAGUGUCCACCCCUAGUUGACCCUUGGAUGUAAGAUCCAAUCAUUACAUGUCACAAUCAAUGUUCUGCCUUAAGAGUGAGUGUCCUAUGGAAAGUAAUGGAUGCAGCAUAGAAACAUCCAAGGUACUGACUGCAGCUUUAGAUACUUUGUUAGUGUGAAAGUCGCAUCUCUAUGCGAGGAUACAUGUCUUUGAGUAAAUUACAUCUUUAACUUUUCCAUGAGCUGAUUUUGAUUGAUACUCUUAACUUAAGCACACCCUCUUUAUGGGGGAAAUUAAACCUUGGGUUAUAAACACUGGCCUGAGGAAAAUGAAGCCACUUUGUGCUUUUUGACUGUUCUGUUUCCAGAGAGGAAAGCCACUGCAAGUCACUCUGCUCUGUGAGGGGCAGGGCGUUUGUUUCAGGAACCAUGCAGCAAGACAGAAUAUGCUUUAUGAAGAGUUGACUUGGUUCGGGUCUGAAACUGAGAUUUAGGACAAAAUAAUGCUCUCUAAGAGGCUGUUCACUAAGGAAGAGCCCUAGCCCUCAAGCCAAGGUUAGUAGGAAAUGCUUGGUGCAGUUGACUUGGGGUUUUGGUUGUUUUGUUUUGGUUUUUUGUUGUGGUGUUGUUGUGUUUUUUGUUUGUUUGUUUGUUUGUUUUAAGUUAAUAAUGUGGGUUGUGGUGUUUUCUAAUCCGUUGAGACACAGAAGUUUUGAAUCUGCUGUUGGCUCAAGAAAAUGACCCCUCAAGUUAGACGUUGCUGGGUAAAUAGCCAGGAACAGCUUCUUUGUGCUCACCCGCAUUUCAGCAGCUCAGCACACAAGGGACAUGCAUAUCUACAGACAUCUGUCUGUAGCAUUUGACAUCUGAAGUGUGUAAAGUCUUCUAGGAAGUAAACAGCGCCCGUGCGGUUACCUAGAGUCAGCAGGCCAAAUUCUGGACACAAGAUUUCUUGCAAUCUAGUGUGCCUGAGGUUGAGAGAAAGAAAAUCUCAUUUAGUGAGGAUCUUCUCAACAAUGCAAAUUAAAAAUGGGCUUAAUAAGCUUUGCUUUUCUUGUCCUUGGAAGAAAGUAAUCUUGUUCUCAACCUAACUCUGAGAAAAACCCCAAGUCAAAACUCUGGUCAGAUAAUGCUUUUGUUGUUGUAACCAAGUGAAACCGUUUCUUCUGGUAGGUAAGUUGAAUAAUACUAUCAGUGAAAGAUCAGACAGCUGGUUUCUAGUACUUGUUUUAAAUAUGCUUGGGCUUUUGAAAAUCCUCACUGGGGCAUCGGCUUUAGAAGUGUGACUUGUGGGGCUGUAGAAGGUGGUGAUUGUCCUAGAGAGCCUCCAGGCCUGAACUCCAGCCAACUAUUGCUCUGACUCACAGCAAUAGCAUACUACCCAUCACCAGCAUCUACAGAGCAGGGAAUUGCAGGGUUAUUCCAUUGAUAGCCUUGUGUGUGUAUGGAGAUUAGGCACCACGGACAGCUGCAGGGCUCUGUUUCCAUGGCUUCUUCACCAUAAGACGGGUAGAAACAUGUUCACUGUGUCAGGGCUUUAACCCAGGAAUUGUUUUAUGCUCCAUUAUAUAUCUCCUAUAGCUUUAGUGUAUGCUAAGUUUAGUUUUCUUCAGCAGUUGGCCAUCCUGCCAUUACAUGCCAUUCUUGCUCAAUUGUUAGACUUUCAUUGUUUGUGCAAUCUAUAUACACACAUUUCCACUGUCAACAAGUGGGACAGCUGUCAACAAAUCUUCAUGGACUUGAAGAGAAUUUCUUGUGAAGUUGAAUGCAAGUGUACUGUCAUUCACAGUGUUUAUAAAACACCAGGAACCUUCACUUUUGCUACCUUGAUAUAGCAUUGGGUUAUCAUGUAACAACAUUGAAAUACAUCAAUUUAUUAAAAACUACUUUUAUAAGAAA